Penaeus indicus is the source of this 3064-nucleotide messenger RNA. Its product is annotated as zinc finger protein OZF-like. The coding region runs from base 160 to 1599 and encodes 479 amino acids. The transcript has 2 exons. Gene Ontology annotation, biological process: regulation of transcription by RNA polymerase II. The record is from RefSeq and is a predicted model, not a curated record. Lineage: Eukaryota; Metazoa; Arthropoda; Malacostraca; Decapoda; Penaeidae. Gene Ontology annotation, molecular function: DNA-binding transcription factor activity, RNA polymerase II-specific. Gene Ontology annotation, cellular component: nucleus.
AGCCAAGAUUGUAAUUAGUGAGUGACUUCAACCUCCAUCAUGGAUGACUUUGAUGUGGAUAUGAAAAUACAUGAUAACACAAUGGAAUUCAUUGCUGUUAAGGAAGAAGGCACAGAAGAGAAUGCCAUGAUUGUAAUUAGUGAGUGACCGACUUCCAUCAUGGAUGACUUAGGUUUGGAUACAAAAAUACAUAACACAAUGGAAUUCAUUGCUGUUAAGGAAGAAAACACAAAAGAGAUUGGCAAGCAGGAAUUCCAGAAAGUAAAGGAAGAAGUUAUUGAUAGUAGAGAUGAAGAAAAUGCUAUAUAUAUAAAAACUGAAGAUGAAAAUCCAGUGUCCAAAGAAGUCAGAAGUCUAAGUGAGGAAGCAUUUGAGAAUGAUUCAGUAGAGGAUUGUGAUGAAGGGAAUACUAUCUAUAUAAAGACUGAAUAUAAAUGUUUAGUUUUGGAAGAAGUUGAAGGUCUUGAAGAAGUAGUAGUUGAGACUGACUCAGUAGAAACUGUUGGGCAUUUUGAUGAAGGGAAUGCUAUCUUUAUAAAGGAAGGAGAUGGAAAUGCAAAAGAUGAAAAUCCAGUGUCUGAAAAAUUAAAAAGUCUUGAUGAAGAAGCACUUGAAAAUUGCUUAGAUACUUUCAUGUAUGAUGAAGAUCCCUUGUCAUCGGAAUCACUUGUGGCAGAGGAUCAUGUGAAUACGUGCUCCUCUGAUGGCGGUCAGCUUGUACGAUCACUUAAGAAUGAGGCAAAAGGGAAACAUUUAUGUGACCUAUGUGGUAAGAGAUUCCCUUUUCUGAGUAAGCUUUUGCGUCAUAUGAGGGUACAUAAAAAUGAGAAACCUUAUAACAGUGAAGGACACAAGCAAGUAUUCUCUAAUCAAAAUAGUGUUUUGAAAUACACGGACACACAUACCAAUGAUGGGCAUUUCACCUGUGACAUAUGUAAUAAGUCAUUCACCUUAAAAGAUGAUAUAGCGAUGCACAUGAGAAUACACAGAAAGAUGAAACCUUACACAUGUGAGGUAUGCAAUAAAGUAUUAUCUGGAAAAAGUGGUCUAGAGAAGCACAUGAGAGUACACACAAAGGAGAAACCUUAUAGCUGUGAGGUUUGCAGCAAGGCAUUCUCUCAGAAACCCCAUGUAGAAUCCCACAUGCGUACUCAUCUACGUGUUAAACCUUUCAACUGUGAGGUAUGCAAAAAGCCAUUCUCCUGUAAAAGUAGUCUAACUAAGCACAUGAGAUUACAUACAAAGGAGAAACCUUUUAGUUGUAAAGUUUGUAGGAAGGUAUUCACAGUGUACUAUCAUCUUCUUGACCACAUGCAUAUACAUACAGAGAAAAAGCCUUUUUCUUGUGAUAUAUGCACAAAGGCCUUUGCUAGGAAAGAUGAUUUAGCAAGACACAUUAGAGUACAUACACAUGGGAAGCCUUAUACUUGCAGUGUAUGUAGUAAAUCAUUCUUAUGGAAACACAAUCUAGUGGUGCACAUGAGGGUACAUACAAAAGAAAAACCUUACAGUUGUGCCACAUGUAGUAGGGCUUUUUCAGAGAAAUGUAAGCUAGUGAGGCACAUGAGAGUACAUGCAAAAGAAGAGCCUUAUAAUUGAGAAAUAUGUAACAGAACUCUUUUAACCACCGUGUGGUGAACCUCACAAAAUCACACAAAUAUCUAAAACCAUUUAUUAAUGAAAGAGGUGUAAUGGAGCAUUUUCACAGGAAAUAGCACUAGUAGUACAUGACUUUACAUUUCAUUCCUUUAAAGGUCCCUUGGGAUACUUAUAUUACAGUGAUAGAGGACAUAUAUUUUGGUGUCAGCUGCAUCAAAACCUAGCCAUGUCCUCUUUUCCUUCUGUAAACAUAUGAUGUGAAACAUGGCUUCUUUGUUCUUUAAAUGAACCACAUGUAAAGUACUUGGUAUUGAUAGAAAUGUAUAGAGCGUAUGAUAUAUUUAAACAGCAUUAGAAUCUAAUCAUAAAUCCAUAAGAACAUAAUUAUUAUCUUUUGAUAACCUUUUUAUUAUAUUUUUAGUAAUAAUUCUAUUGAGACAUGUUACAGAUUGCACAUAUUGCUUGUUUAUUUAGUAUACUUAUAUAUGCUUUCCAUUGUUAACUCAGUAUGUAUGUAAAUAUCCAUAUGAAUCUUUCUACACAAGGAAAGUUUUAGAAGAGUGUAUGUUGUUUACAUAACAUGCUCUGGGCCGACCCCUCUAGCCUGACUGCUGAGCUUUAAUUGACAUGUGGAGGUUGUGCCAGGAAUUGUUAAUAGGUUUAACAGAACAAUGUAUUUUCCACUCAGUUAACCCUUACCCUAUAUGAUUUGCAGCAGAGUACACAGAUCAACCAUAUCUAUUAUAUGGCUUCUCUCAUUCAUACUACUCUCUUGUCAGAUUUAUUUAUGCUACCAUAUUAAAGUAUUCCACAUUUGCAAUACAUCUCUUGUGACUACUGUAAAAGUAUUAUUGAAUAUCUAUAGUAAAUACAUAAAUUCACAGGCCUAAAGGUUUCAUUUGAGUGCUCUGCUUUGGGGUCCCUAGGUAAUUGUAACAGGAUAUGGAAGGUCUUUUGAUGUUGCUCUUAAGCUUGGCUCUAUUUGCAUUUGUAUUCCCGUGAAGGAGAGUGAAGGAGUGGGAGGAGGGGGGGGGUGCACUGGUGCAGUAGGAGACGUUCAGGCCACUCGUUUGUAUCGAUGCUAAAUUCGUCUGCUAUACUACCAUGGAGUACUAAAGCACUAUAUAUAUAGUUGUGGUCUGUUGCUUUAUGAGUCAAACAUAUUUACAGUUUUGUUUUUUGUUUUAUUUCCUUUUUAUGUUUAAGAGACAAAAUUCCAUCCAUAAUGCAGCAGGAAGCAAACCCCAGUAAUAUUUGUGUUAAGAAUGAGCCUCCUCAUUCCUUCCCACGACUUACUCUCAACGUUUGUUUACUUGCAUAACUGCAUGCCCGACUCUUUUUUUUGCACAAAUAUUUCUUAAGGCAACUUUACCAUUUCGCUCAUGUAAGAAGCGUUCUCUUUCGAUGGAAAAAAAAUGUGAGAGAUACGAACAAUCGCCUGUCUGUCUCAUGAUAUUCACAUGUA